Desarmillaria tabescens is the source of this 839-nucleotide messenger RNA. RefSeq lists its product as uncharacterized. The record is from RefSeq and is a predicted model, not a curated record. Bases 32 to 622 code for a protein of 196 amino acids. NCBI's taxonomy places the organism in Eukaryota, Fungi, Basidiomycota, Agaricomycetes, Agaricales, Physalacriaceae. The transcript is spliced from 3 exons.
CUUCGUCAAAGACCACAGCGCAUGGCUUGCCAUGUUUGGGCUGUGGACCCGGCCGUUCCUUAUUGGGACCUUGUGCCGGUACCAACACCAACACCAACAUCAUAUCCUUUCCAUGAAACACAUUAAAAGACCCUCACAUAUUCCAUGCUCGGAGUCCUCCAAACUUCAACGCGAUACCUUUAUCCGGUGGAACACAUUUCUAAUUGACCUCAUUACCCGCUCCAUCACCUCGAUCAUCGAUGUACUAAAAGGUCCAUAUUCACAGGGCGAGAAAGUUCCCGGAGGUCCUUCCCAAAGCUGUACUAAAAUAUUCCAGACGAACGCCGACCUCCAAAAACGCGUCUUACAGCGCAAGACAAACUGCUGUUUGAUCCCCGGAACCAUAUCCCGAGAAUCGACAGAGGUAACGUGGAUGGUACCCCGUAUUUCGUGUACUUGUUCUCUUUGUGAAACCGCCGGCCUGGUUCAAAUGCAGUUCUCAUGUACAAGGACCUCUUUCCGUUCUUUAAUAACAACGCGUCCGGCGUCGAUAUCAAUGUGCAUCUCCUUCUCAUUCCUUCCUCUCAGCUCGGGUGUUCAUCUCAACUACCACAUCAUCAUUUCCCGCGAGGGAGGAUCAUGACUCCUUCCUACCUAUAUGCCGACACCGAUACCGAAUUUGAUAGCAAAUAUCUUCCAUGGUGAUAUCAGAGACGAAUAUCUACCGGGCUAGGAAAGGAGGAGGAGGAGGAUGACGACAAAAUGGUGUCGGUGGUUGACUAUGCUGAAGGAGGAGGUCGUGAGGCGGUCGUGGGUUGUGGAUAGGCAAGAUUCUUUUGUGCUUUCUCGAAUCAAUGCGG